Messenger RNA from Salvelinus namaycush (lake trout), 6957 nucleotides. RefSeq names its product centrosomal protein of 85 kDa-like. The record is from RefSeq and is a predicted model, not a curated record. Lineage: Eukaryota; Metazoa; Chordata; Actinopteri; Salmoniformes; Salmonidae. Gene Ontology annotation, cellular component: centrosome. The transcript has 13 exons. The coding region runs from base 251 to 2560 and encodes 769 amino acids.
CUUGCCAGCGAGUCGACAGUAGUUCUUUAGUCAACCUUACCAAGAUUUCAGAUUUAUGGAGCUCGUUUUGGACAGAAGACGUGUUAUAAUAGGAAGCCGUUUCGUUUCAGUUUUAAUGACUGUCCUUUCCCGCAAUGUAAUCAUGACAACCUCUUGAGGAAUCUUCCAUCUUUUGUGAGAUCACGUUUUGCUUUUUUCUUGUGGGAUCUAUCGGAGUUCCACUGCGAUCCGGCGCAUAAAACCAGUCACAAUGUGGGGCAGAAACGAAUUUGAGGAUGGGUUUGAUACCUUUAAAACGGGUUCCAACACCAGCCCUCCUGGAUGGGUCCCGGGGUGUGAGUCGUCAUGGCAGGGUACCUCCUCUGCCCCCGGUACCAGUAACCGUGGGAGACGCCACAGCGGUGCCUCUGACAGCGGUGACACAGGCAUCGGCACAUCCUGCUCCGACAGUGUGGAAGACCAUUCCAGCUCCAGCACCACCUUGUCCUUCCAGCCGCUGCGCUCCCAAGGUGCCCUCCCCACGGCCCACGUCAUGCCCUCGCCCUCCUCCGGCUCCAAGCUCAGCACAGUGCCCUCCCCUGGGAGCAGCCCCUGGUCUUCAUGCCAGCUGCCCUCGCCCCUCGACAGCCCCCUGGACAUGAAGGACCCCCGGCCUGUCCGCCGCUGGUCCUCCCUCACCCGCCUCAGCCCCCAGGAGAAGACCAUCCCCGGGGGCCGGGCCGCGUACCGCUCUGACGCCCAUGGCUCCCUGGACAGAGGGAUGCUCUACGGUUACAGACAUGACCCUCUGGGCCCCACGGACCCCUACCUAUCCCACCUGCACUCCCCAGGGGCCGAGGCCAGGUACAAGUACCCCCUGAGUACUAAGACAGACUCUCACUCUGCCUGCUCGUCCCCACUCAAACCCAACACCUUAGACCUGACCUACAGUGCCUUACCGGAGACCAAGCAUCCUGGCGUCGGGCUGACGGUACCCAGCCAGAGGGGCCUACCACUGGGCCACCAGACAGUAGGAGGGUCCCCCAUCCAGCCAGCAGUGAGGACCCAGAUGUGGCUGAGUGAGCAGAUGGAGUACCGGCCCCCCGGCCCCGGGCCAGAGCUGUGUGGGGCCCUGUCGGCCUGGCAACAGGAGCAGCAGCAGAGGGAGAGGCUACGGCAAGAGGCCGAGCUCAACCAGAUGCUGGGCGGAGCCUCCCUUCCUGUGAACACGCUGGUGAAGAUCAAAGAGGGCCUUCUGCGACAGAGAGAGCUGGAGAUUGACAGACAGAAGCAGCAGAUCCUACAGCUCCAUGCUCGGAUCAGGGAGAACGAGCUGAAAGCGCAACAGGUCCUCCAGAGCCAGAAGGGGCGCUGUGACGACCCCUAUCUACUCAAAGCUAAGGAGUCUCCAUAUGACAGUCCAGUGGCUCAAUCACACCCCCAGCUCCAUCUGCAGCUCCACCCCCAGCUCCAGCCCCACCCCCAGCCCCAGCUGCAGGUCCCAGACAGGAUGAGCCCUCUGUGCUGUGACAACGGGGAGCUGGGCCGUAAGCUGGCCGCUGCAGAGCUGGAGGUCAUCCACCUCAACGAGUUCCUCAAACAGAACACCCAGAAAUACACAGAGGAUAUCAAGAAGCUGGAGGAGAAGAUGAAGACGCGUGACCGCUACAUCAACAGCCUGAAGAAGAAGUGUCAGCGGGAGAGUGAGCAGAACCAGGAGAAGCAGCAGAGGAUAGAGACCCUGGAGAAGUACCUGGCUGAUCUGCCUUCCCUGGAUGAAGUCCAGACCCAGGCCCAGCAGCUGGAGGAGGGUCAGGGGAAGGCCCAGGGCCUGCAGGACACAGUGGCUCGUCUGGAGAAAAACCUGGAGGAAGGCCGCACCGUGCUGCAGGAGAAAGAGGACCUGAUUGAGACCCAGUGCAAGAGGGAGAAGGAGCUGGUGGCUGCUGUGCAGAGCCUGCAGGAAAAGGUGGAGCAGUGUCUUGAGGACGGGGUCCGGCUCCCCAUGCUGGACCUAAAGCAGCUGGAGGUAGAGAACGCAAGACUACAGGAACAACAAGCCACCACCAGCAAGCUGAUAGACAAUCAGAAGAGCCAGAUAGAAAAACUGACCCUUGAGCUGACGGCUGUAGAGCAGAGGCUGCAGAAGGAGCGAUGUCUCUCCCAAGAGCUCCAGCAACAGCUGCAGGAGAAGGACGAGGACCUGGAUGCGUUCUCCUACACCCUCCACCAGAACCGAAGGCAGGUGGAGGAGGGCGUGGUGGUGCGACAGGGCAGCGGGGGCCAAGGGCCCGAGGCGGGGCCCUUACUUAAGGAGAUGUCCCUGUGUUUGCUGGACCUCAAGGCCCUCUGUAGUAUCCUCACCCAGAGGGCCCAGGGCAAGGAGCCUAACCUGGCACUGCUACUGGGCAUCAAAUCGAUGAGCAUGUCAGGGGAGGAGAAUGACAACUCCCUGGUGGAGGACAACUUGCGGGCCAAGCUGCUGGAGGUUGGCCAGCUGAGGAAGGACAUUGACGACCUGCGCACCGCCAUCUCCGACCGCUACGCACAGGACAUGGGCGACAACUGUGUGACGCAAUGACAAUGACACACCCGCCACGAGGGGUUCUGACCGCCCCUCUUCUCUUGUCACUGCACAGCGUCAGCAUGCCCACUUCCUUCUCCCUCUCCCCAGGGCUACUGUUUCACAGCCAGUGAGGACAGGAGAAAUCCUGAUUGGAGGAAACCCAGGAAGAACAGUGUUAAAAUAGGGAAUAAUAAACCUGGUACAGUGUCAAGCAGCCGUGAGGUUUUUAUCCAGUUCUACGUGAUGGAGGCAUCUAUCGCCAGCUUUCUGAACGUAGGACCAAGCUGUGAAUCAAGUUUACAAGGAACAGUCUUUUUAAAUAGGAUGUUUUGAUUUUUCAAAUGUUGAUCGUGCUUCCUGUGUACUAGAAAGAAUUCCUACAUGAUCAUGUACAUUGCUUCAUGCGCAUAGACUUGUGUAUUUAAACCUGGAGACCCCUACCCUCACUGAUGCACAGAAGGGAGUAUGAGUGUGUGACUGUAUGUGUGUGUGUUGGUGUGUAUUUGGCCCCUCUGACACAAUCACCAGCCGGUAGGAAAAUUACUCUCACUGCUGCUCUGUCAAGUGCCUCUGUGUGACAGCUUCUCCAGCAAUCAGCUGUCCCCUUCCUAAGUCGUCUCCAACGGCAACCAAUGGCUCUCCUCUCACACAUCAUCUCCACAAUGCGUGUUAUCCAAAGACCUUGUCCCCAAACGUCUCUCUCUCAGCUGCUGCCCAUAGUCGCAGGUCGACACUGCAUAGUGGCACUUCUUCCUUUCAUAUCCGCGCCAUUGUGGUGUUUCCGGUUCCUUUUUAAUAUAGGUGUUUCUUCUGUGUGAGUUCAGUGAUGUGAAUAACACUCCCAGACUGGUUAUUAGGAUAGCUAUGUUGAUAAGGAAAUGAUAGCAUUGCAAUUAUACCCUCAGUUAUAUUAUUGGCUGUUGUAUUGUUGUUGAACAUCGUAAGCAAUAUAUUAACCCAUCAGGUAAUAUUCAGGUGUCUUUCUAACCAAAUUAAAUUCAGGAAUUGUUUUUCGAAGUUAGGAAUCUCCUUGGUAAGGUCAGAAGUCAGGGCUCAGUACCGUCUCCCCUGAGUUCCAUAGACACCUGUUUGAUUGAGACAGUAGAACAAAUGCAAAAACACAGAGGGCAAAAUUGACAAGGCACUUCUACAGUCUAGGCCUUCAGAACAUUACCCACUGGGACUUGACUCAGCUAGUAGUUGUAUCCAUCCAGUCAGUCAAUAUAGGAGCACGUAAUACGUCAAGGUUACUGACCACUCUACUCCUCCAACCUCUUCCACACAGUAGAGGGGACUCUUUAGUCUAUUGAAUUCAUGGUGUGAUCGUUGGUUCACAUUCUCCUGUUUUACUUCAUUGUUUGCCGUCGUUCCCACUAUUUGUCAUAGGAAUACUCCUCAUGCUUGAUCUUUAACUAAAUGGAAAGUGAAUUUACUGUUUGCUACAAGGUGAUGAACGUUAUUACAUGUUAUUUUAAAUACGAUCUACAGAUACUGUAAUUCAGCCUGGUAAUAAGUUGUUAAAAAUGACAAUAUCCAUUUUCAUAGCUAAUUUAUUGCAUGUUUCGAAGUGACAUGUUUUAAUGUGGACUUAAGUCAUUGUGUUGUGUGCGAGGAACAAUUUGCAUGGGUAGGGUAUCCUAUUCUACUGUUGUAUUACCGAUCUUAAAAAGGAAACUUGUACAGUAUGAGCUAUGUAACAAAUGUUUUGGUAGGCUAUAAGAUAUGGAACUAACGUUUUGACUGUGUUCCAGUCGAGCCGACAUAUGCAGCCUCGCUAACGCUGAACCGCAGUAGAGCGGGAUUGUAAUUUAAAAGCAAUGUUUCUGCAGUCGCGGUAAACCCUACAUGUGUUGGCUCAACCGGGAAUGGCUUUUACAUUUCAGUCGUACGAUACUGCGAAUCUUCCACGAUACGGAUUUAAUCUAGCCCUAAGUGAUACAUGGAAACCGUAAAAUACUAUGCAAUGUCCCAUGCACCAGCCAGCGCCUCACAUUCAGUUAUCAGCAGCAGAUAUGAGAUAUUGCUCUUCUGUGCCUUUACAAAUCUAUGCAGCAGAUAAGAGCUCCUGUAUGUUCCUCCCUAUUGACAUGAAUAGUGUCUGGAGACAUGUAACUAUUCUGCAUGUAUGCAUCCAAUGUAAAUAGGACUAUCUGACUCGCUUACAAUGUAUGAUUACCAUCUUACAUUGUACUGUCUGUAUGUUGACAAAGAUGUUGCUAAGCAAUAGCCACAAACAAUGCAUACAUAUCCACUCAGGUAAAUAAUGACCAUAGCAGGCUCUUGUGAAACCUGAAGAAGAAUGUACUCGGGUGCACAGAACGGUGAGGCACUGUAAGUAUGGCAUCCAUUGUGACGGUGUAAGUCUAUGGUGAGACUGGUGUUGUCGACUCAUCUAAAAAGGGAAAGGUGUGGUUGUCAUGGCUGUCUCUCUGUGCACUGUGGACUUUGAGCCACUGGUUGGCUUUAUUGUACGUAGGAUUAUUUCUGUGGUUUAUAAAUGUUUUAAGCUUUUAGUUUUGCAGCUAGAUUUUAUGAAUGCCAAAGGUCUAUUUAUAUAUGAUGUUCCUAAAUGUAUUAACAAGUAUUUUUCCAUUUGAUAUGUUAUUUGUACAGAUUGCAAAUACAAUAUUUUUCUAUAACUGUUUGUAUGUGUUCUCUCUAGGCCGCAGUUAUAAUAAUCAGAUGAUUCAGAACCUGAAACAGAUCACAGUUCUAGUCAAUGAGUUGUGUUUUAUUGGUUAUACAGCGACCCAGCACUGUCACACGUUCUAGCUUUUGUCGUUAAUUGGCCAAGAAUUGUUAGCAUUUGAAAUCUAUUUACUACCACAACUUAAGGGGAAUGACCGAUCAAUUCAAAAACGUCAAAGUAGUUCAAUCCAUCCGUUGGCUAAACCCUAAUUAUUAUUUUAUUAUUGAAUAUUAAAACAUACAAUCUACCGGCAGUGAAGCAGCUCAACAUUUACAUUACAUUCAGUCAUCUAACAGACUCCCAUCCAAAGCGACCCCCAGAAGCAACCAGGGUCAACGCCCUGCACAAGGGCACGUCGCCAGAUCUCCCACCAAGUCAAAAACGGGGACCCGAACCAGCGACCUAUUGGCCACCGGCCCAAGCUCCCAACCGCCAGGCCACCAGCCCUCCAAGAUCCCCCUACAGUUCCCCGAGAGCUGCCCCUCAACCAUCCAAGACCCACCCCCUCCAAAAAAUAAAUGAAACCUCUCCCUCUAUUCCCCACCUCCAACUAGUUUUCAUUGGGAAGGCAGAUUGCUUUUGAUAUUAACACUAUCACAUGUGAACAUGCAGAAUCCUACUCAUUGCUCCACGUGCUUAAUAUACGUGACUUUUCUUGUCAGCCAGAACGGGGCGCCCAGCUCACGCCGGGGAGGCUGCCCCUUCCAAAAUGAAUGCUAUCACUUUCCACCCAGUGCAAACGACGCCCAUCCGGGCCAGCUUAAUAGAAUCCCCCCAAAACCUCACAGAAACCACAGGCCUGGCAAAAUGAGGCAAAAUGUAAACAAACCCCCCAAAAUAUGUUAACCUUAGUGAAUGCAUGCAAACACCACAUCUUCCAAUCAAAAACGGAUACAGCAGAACCAUAAUAUUGGCAGAUCCACACGUGUGAAUGAGAUUUUUUUUUAAGCAUUUCUACAGCCAUCCACAAAGGGAAACCCUCCUAGGAACACUGCAUACAGUGAGAACAGUGUAAACACAAAGGUUAGCUGCUGUGUGUGUGUGUGUGUAUUGGAAGCAUUACAUCUGCACCAGAAAGAACACAGACCUGCUACGCCAUAAUUUUAGGCUUGUAAACAAGACAAAUGGCCCCUUUGGUUGUGUCCGUCUAUCACUUGGGUCAGUCAGCCGUGGGCAGGCUCAGCUACUAAAUCCUAAUACAAAAAAUGUAGAGCAUUUUGACAAACUGUCAUGGCUGGGGCCGGUGAUGGAUGGCUGUAGUACAGCUCAGGGUAAAUUAUGUCAAACCACUUAUAUUCAAAUACCUCCCACCCUGGCUGCCUGGAGGAGGGGAUUUCCCCCUGUUAAAACGGACUAUGAUCAAAAUCAUCAUGGUAUUCUUAAAGGCUGAAAACCCUGCAUUAGCACCACAAGUAAAACUAGUAAGAACCUAAAUGAGAAAGGACAACAUUGAAGAAAUCAAUAGAAGGAAAUCUUAAGACAACCUGUAGCUGAUAGGGUGGGUAUAUACUGGAUAACAGAGGUUUCUGUAGCUGAUAGGGUGGGUAUAUACUGGAUAACAGAGGUUUGUGUAGCUGAUAGGGUGGGUAUAUACUGGAUAACAGAGGUUUGUGUAGCUGAUAGGGUGGGUAUAUACUGGAUAACAGAGGUUUGUGUAGCUGAUAGGGUGGGUAUAUACUGGAUAACAGAGGUUUGUGUAGCUGAUAGGGUGGGUAUAUACUGG